Messenger RNA from Anopheles coustani, 1806 nucleotides. It is a transcript of the gene Fgop2, whose product is annotated as FGFR1 oncogene partner 2 homolog. NCBI's taxonomy places the organism in Eukaryota, Metazoa, Arthropoda, Insecta, Diptera, Culicidae. The record is from RefSeq and is a predicted model, not a curated record. The coding region runs from base 496 to 1515 and encodes 339 amino acids. The transcript is spliced from 2 exons.
CUGGCGUAGCAGAACAGAAAAAGUGAUUGGAAAAAUAGUGUUGCACUUCGUGUACGCAUUUCAAACGUGCACCCAUGGUUGCUCAACCUAUCUCUAGUUGAAUUGGUUCUACGCUGAACUAAUUCGUGUGAUUUUCGCCAAAGGUUUACUGCUAAAACUUGGGGAUUACUUUCCACCACAAAAUUCGAUUCCACUGCGGGCAAAGAACACACAAACCCUUUCGACGUAGCGAUAAAACCCCUUCCACCCCCUUUCAAACGUGGUGUAGCGGUAGUAUCACCCACUAAUGUGAUUGUUUAACAUCGUGAUACAGAAGGGGACCAAAAAGAGUGAUUGCAUUGUGCUUGAUUUGUGGAUACAUUCGUGACCUGCUUGGAUCACGUUCCAUUUAACGAUUUGUAGUGUUUGGUUGGUACAUUAGGCGGCGGACGGAUCGUCGAAGCAUAUAAUCCCAAAGUGAGAGUUGUUACGAAAGAAGGAAGAAAGUAAGCCAAGAUGUCAGUAACAUUCGAGCAAAUUAUACUUGACGCAAAACGGAUCGCCAAUCGACUAAAGGAUCGUGAAGCACUUGGAGAUGCGCUGCUGCUCGAGUCCGAGUCGGUUAACAAGCAGAUCGAAUCGAUGCGACAGUUCCAGGACGAUAUCGAUAUACUGAACAAACUGGCACGCGAUCGCUCGAACAACCAGCUGAUUACGAUCAUCCACCAGGAAAACCCGCAGAUCCGGGAGAUACAGCAGGAAAACCGGUUGCUCAAGGCAGCCCUCGAGGAUCAUCAGCACGCACUGGAGCACAUUAUGUCCAAGUACCGGGAACACACACAGGCCAAGAUACUCAACACGAAGGUGAACUUCGUGGAAGCGUUCACGCGCCACCAUCAGUCGGCCGACAUCGAGCGGCGGGACGAGCUGAUCCGUCAGCAGACGGCCAAGAUACAGGAGAUGGCCGCCGUCAUGCAGCGCGUCUCGCAGCUGGACGAGGAAAAGCUCAACCACGAGCAGGAGGUGUUGAGUAAGCUUGUGACGGAGAAUAAGGGACUUCGGGAGUUGUUGGAAAUUUCGCACAAGUACGGUUCCGGUGGGCAGAAAAUCAUGGUGGAUGAUAAAUCCACGCAAACCGACAGCUACCUGCUGGAUGAGCUGAUAGAGGCGGCCGUUACGGCGAGGGUAAACCUAUCGAAGGUUGCUGGUGUUAGUACAUCCACGCAAAUAGCAUCAUCUGUAUCACCCGGCACUUCCUUGCCCUCGGCUCCCAAGUCACCGGCGGUCACAUCAGGUACAGGAAACCCAAGUGCGGCCAAAGUGGGCAGCGAAACUACAGCUCCAUCCGCAACCAGCACAACUAGUGACAAGUCUAGCAACGAUACGGUAACAAGCACUGCUCCAGCGAGCAACGCGCCUACUACGACAACUUCAACAACUACACCAGCGACUGUCACGACGGAAGCAUCAUCGACACCAAGCCCAACCCCGGUGGCUGUGGUUGCAGCAACCACAGCAAGCGCCAGCGCCUCGUGACGCGAUUCUGGUGAAAGUCAGGUUUCGGUUUUGUUCUGUUGCCAAUCAGCCCUUCUCUAGACUGUCGAAGAACGAAUUCAAACUUCCAUGCACUUUGACGGAAUGAACAAUCUCAACAGAUCCGGUCUACACUCUAAACGCGCACUCGAUCGUAGCACACUACACGCAUUUCUCUGAUUUGUGCACGAAUUUUUAAGAAUUUGAUUUUAACCACAGUCCACUUCCAUUUUAAACACCUUCGGAAUCUUAUCGACGUUUAGGGCAUUUUUCUCCAAAUCCGUUUGGCAUCGU